GUCGAGAUGGUGAGUUCUAAACCGGCCCAUUACAGAGGCAAACGGGUUGGGUUUGGCAACUCACCACUUGCGUGCUAAAACAGACCAAAACCCGAAUAAGCAAAUUUUUUGAGAAGAAAUAAAUUAAAGCAAAAAUAAAGUGUCAAAAUUCAGGAAAAAAAAAAGUAAAAAACGGAAAUUCAACAAAGAGGAAGAAGAACGAGAACAAAAAUAAGAUUAGGCAUCAAAUAAACACGGCGGAAGAUUCUCUCUCUCGGCGAAAACUUCGUCCUAUUACUCAGUUCUCCGUCUUCUUUCGAUUUGUGAAGCAGAGAAUUUGGGGGUUUGGAGUUGGUGAUAAAAGUUGCUGAGUGUUUGAUCCAAAGGAGCUGGAAUUUGGAAUAAUUGAGGUUUUUCCUCCUCUUUGAAAAGGAUUCAGUAGUCCCAGUUGGUGAUUUGUUUUGGACUACUUUCAGUUUGGUAUUUUGUUUCAGCCUUGAUCAUUGAGCUCAUAUGACAUGGGGCAAGAACCAAGAAGAUUCCUCAAAAUGAAGUAAUCGAUUGCAGGAUUUGACUUUUAAGCGAUUAUGACUCUCGACGACUUCUUCACCUUGACUGAGAUGAAUAAUGGGCUUGCAGUCCCUUCUCGAGUCAAAGAACUUGUGGCUGUUAUGCAGAAAGAUGUUGACUGCGUUGUGAAGAAUGUUGGUGAAGCAACUAGGCAGUGGUCUGCGGUUGCAAGUGCUAUAGCUGCAACUGAUAAUCAGGAUUGCCUUGAUCUUUUUAUUCAUUUAGAUGGCCUUCACUUUAUCGGUAAGUGGUUGAGCGAUGCCCAGAAAUUUAGCAACGACUCAAGCAGCAGCUUUCUGGAAGAGUCAAUUACUCAUUUGCUGCAAGCACUUGGAAAGCUGCAGGUGGGGUAUGAAAAAGUGGUUGAUACGGAAAUAUGGACAACUGUUGAAGGUCUCCUCGUCCACAAUAGUUCCAAGGUACAGGAUAAAGCUAAAGCUCUAUUUGAAAGCUGGAAAAAGAAGAGGGAUGCUACUUUGACAGUUGUUGAUGUGGGGAAAGGUGCGGAUGCUGGGAGAAGUAAUGGGCAUUUGGAAUUAUAUCAGACAGAUGACUCUCUUUCCAGAGAGACUUCUUGUAAAGAAAAAGUCCAGGAAUCAAACAGAGAUGAUUUAUUGCUUUCUACAAGUUCUACUGUUGUCCAUGCUGACCUGGUUGGAAACACACAUAAUUCCGAUAAAAUUUUGAUUUCCUCAGUUGGGGAUGACAGACCCUUGGAUCAUGUUGGUUCGCCUUCCUCACCUAAGCCUGCUAUUGAUCUUCCUGUUUGUCAUUCAACAGGUGCUACCUCGAUUGAAUCUUGUAAUCCAGGUGUUUCUGGAGAAGAUACUCUUAAUGGCAGGUCAGAGUUUCACGAAUUGGAGUCAGCUAGUGAUAUAAAGAAUGCCACAAAAAUUGAGAGUUCACCGGAGAAAUUAGGAUCAUUCAAAGAAGACAGACCUUCUCCUUCAAACUCUAAUGCUGCAGAUGCAAUGAGAUCAACAACAGAACCCAUUUCACAAGAAAAACCUGUAGAUGGGAACAAAAGUUUGUGCAAUGAAGGUUCAUCAUAUCUUAUGUUGCUCAAAUCCUCUAGCGGUGAUAAAAGUUUGGAAAAUGUUAAGGAGCUAGGGGAAUUCCUAUCAGGGGUUGAAGAUCGUAGAAAGAUAAAAUUACAUGACCUGCGUGUACCUGGUGAUAAUUUGGCAAAUGAUUAUAAGUUUACCAAGAAGGAAAAACGUAGAGAACCUGAUCGUGAUUCUAAAAAGUCUGAUAUGGAACUCUAUGGAAUCAUAGAUCCUCUAGAAGUUGCUAGGCAAGUUGCCAUGGAUUACAGAGAACAAAGUUGCAGUUCUUCUGAGGGACUACGAGAACGUAAUGUACAGCAGCCUGAUGAUAGCUCGGACUCUGUGAGCGGAAAACAAUCCCAUGCCAGUGAGGGUUCGCCUAAGGAGGUUGCUGAGGAUUCAGAUUCAGCAAUGCAGGAAGAAUCUGCCACAAGCACUGGACACUUGGAUGCUGAGCAGACUAAUGGAAUACAUAGAGAUAUGGAUACUUCUCAAGUCACAGAGGCAACUCAAGAAGAAGCAAAUAAUAUGGAGAAAGCCACGUGCGGUUUUGAUCUGAAUGAAGAAGUUUGUUUGGAAGAUGCUGACCGUCCGGUGAAUCAAAUCCCGACACCUGUCUCGAUUGUUUCUGCUUCAAGAGCAGCAGCAGCAGUUCGUGGGCAGCCUGUUGCUCCAUUGCAAUUCGAGGGGAAUCUUGGAUGGAAAGGUUCUGCUGCAACAAGUGCUUUCCGCCGAGUGCCAGAAACUGAAAAGGAUCUUUCCGGUGGGGGAAGCAGUAGCAGUUCGAAGCAACGACAAAGAGGUCUUGAUAUCGACCUGAACAUGACUGAAGGUAUUGAUGGCAGAACAGGAGAGCUGUCACCUGAUAAAAAUGUUCGUUUGUUUUCUGGUGAAUCUUCUCUAGAAAGAAAUCCAAGAAGAGCUGAACUUCUCGAGCUGGAUCUGAACUGCACGAGUGAAGAUGGCGGUCGCCCUUCAGAUUGGGGACAACAAUUUUUCCCCCAAAGAAAUGGCCACCACCAAAGCUGGUCUCAUUCUUCUUCGUCGUCGUCAAAGCAGCCUUCUUUAAUGAGUUUCGACCUGAAUGAUCAACCGUCUUUCCUCAACGAUUCUUCAAGUAAUUCGUAUUUAAGCAAGCUAUCUCAGAAUUUCAACGUCUCGGGGGGUAUAAAAUCAGAUGACUCAGUAAUAUCCAUAAUGGGCACUCGAGUAGAGGUCAAUCGCAAGGAUUUCGUUUCUCCAACUCUAGCUAUGCCAAAUGGCAGAAAUUCGGAACUUGCAUUUGAUGUUAAUAUGGGAAGAACAGGGAGUUUUUUGGGGGUUGGAUCUGUUCUUCCAUAUCCCCAUUAUGGUUACAGUAACAUUGCACCUGGCCCCACUAUGCCAUUCUCCUCUACAAUGUACGGAUCUGGUGGGCCCAUUCCGUACAUGAUGGAUUCUAGAGGUGCACCAGUUAUCCCCCAGAUUGUUGGCUCUGCUUCAGCUGUGCCAACGGGUUUCUCUCAAACGCCGUUUUUCAUAAAUAUGAACAACCCAAAUCCUUCAAAUGGAGCUGUAGCUGUUGGACCUUCAAGAAACAGUUUUGACCUCAACUCGGGAACAGUGGUGGAAGGUGGAAGUAGGGAUCAUCAUACUGCAGGCUUUGCACAGUUUUUGAACUCGGGCAGAGUCAGGUCAAUUGACGAGCAGAUUAGGUCAAAUUCCGAAUCAACUGUGAGUUCGGUUGGGGGUGGAAAGCGUAAAGAACCGGAUAGUGGGUGGGAGCAUUACCCUUUUAGACAUUAUACGCCUCCGUGGAAAUAGGUUCAAUAAAUAUUAUCUGGUCUUCGUUUCUUGGGAUUUGAUUAGGAGGAAAGAGUAUGCUAAGUGACUUUUAUAGGAUUAGUUAACCUGAGGUUAAAAGAGUUGCAUACUAACGUAGGUUGAGAUGGACCGAUAGGAGCUUAAAUAAAUGAGGGGAAUUGUGGGUGUGUUUGAUUCUUGAGAUAAGUUAGCCAGAGAAGUAUAGAAUUGUUUUUUUUUUUUUUCUUUUUUCGGUUUUCGAAUUUUCUCGUCUCUUUUAUGCUUCAGCAAAUUUCAUAUUGUAGCGUUCAUCUUUUACGUGUUCGGUGGAUGUACAUAUAAUAUGCAUGUUCCAUGUUUAUGGAAGACAUUUUUUAGGAGCUGCAAAAUUGAUUGCUGUUUCGACUGUGUGGCUGUUAUAUUUUCUCUUUCCGAA
Messenger RNA from Erythranthe guttata (spotted monkey flower), 3813 nucleotides. RefSeq lists its product as uncharacterized. The record is from RefSeq and is a predicted model, not a curated record. Lineage: Eukaryota; Viridiplantae; Streptophyta; Magnoliopsida; Lamiales; Phrymaceae.